UUUUUGUUAGAGCGAAAGAGAUUUCUCUGAAGCGCAGUCGUCGUUGGUAAACAGGGCGUACAAGACGCUGCUUCAGCCGUAUCGUCGUGCGGUGUACCUGCUUGAACUGCAGGGUCGAAGCUUGAAGGACAGCGCCGAUGUCAGUGAUCAAGAGUUUCUCAUGGAAAUGCUUGACGAACACGAAAAGCUUGCAACUCUGUUGCAGCAUGAAACGCCGCCGAUGAGCUUUCGGAGCAGCUACUAUGCGAAGGUUGGUUUCGAAGCGAUCAACGUCGAGAAGAAGCUCGAUAGCAUCUUCGCGUCUCCCGUCAUCGACAAUGACAUGCUUGGUGAGGUGUCCCUCAAUGUCGACUCAUCGGAGCCCGCUCAGGCCGCAGUUUGUAUUCUGAUGGAACUUAAUCUGGCUGACAUGAUCAUUGGAAUGGAAUCCUGUCAGACGAAGAAUACCAGUCCUACGACUGAGGCGAUAACAGGCUAA
Molecule: messenger RNA, 478 nt
Organism: Soboliphyme baturini
Lineage: Eukaryota; Metazoa; Nematoda; Enoplea; Dioctophymatida; Soboliphymatidae
Source: the annotation of a GenBank genome assembly